CUUUUCUUUGCUCAUAUGGGACAGACAGAAUUUGCUGAAGUGAAUCUUGAACAGCUGGAUACCCAACCUGUCACCAACCCUCACCUGUUUCCAUGUAAGAUAAUAUUUUCCCAUGACUGGACAUGUUCUUGGAAGAUUGGAAGUGAAGGCCACCACUUCCAAAUAAUUCAGAACCAGACAGUGAAGUAUGAAAUAAUCCCACACUCUCCAUUAUCCAAGCAUAGAUUAAGUAUGCUGAAACGAAAGACCUUAGUAUUGGAUCUUGAUGAAACUUUAAUCCACUCCCACCAUGAUGGAGUUUUACGUCAAACAGUGAAACCAGGGACUCCACCAGACUUUGUAUUAAAGGUUAUCAUAGAUCGACAUCCUGUUCGUUUCUUUGUGUAUAAGCGACCUCAUGUUGACUACUUCUUAGAAAUAGUGAGCCAUUGGUAUGACUUAGUUGUCUUCACUGCUAGUAUGGAGAUCUAUGGUGCCGCAGUAGCAGACAAAUUAGACAACAAUCGAGGAAUUCUAAAGAAAAGGUAUUACAGACAGCAUUGCAGUUUUGAUUUUGGGAGUUACACCAAAGAUUUAGCAGCUAUCAAUAGUAACCUUUCCAGUAUAUUUAUCUUGGAUAAUUCUCCAGUAGCGUAUAAGUCGUACCCAGAUAAUGCAAUCCCCAUCGACUCGUGGUUUUGUGAUGCCCGUGACACAGCUCUCCUGUGUCUCUUACCCAUGCUGGACGCUCUCCGCUUUACCAAUGAUGUGCGUUCGGUCCUCAGUCGUAACCUCCAUCUUCAACGCCCAUAACAUCCAACGGGCAAUUUGUUAGUCGAUACAACACCAUCACCUGUUCACUUUGCUUCCUACGGGUUCGCCUGAGGCUGACCUCAUUCUCCGGCACCACUCACAGUCUUUGUCAAUGUUGUUUGUCGCUAACAGCGGCUACAGUAGGGUUUUUUUACUGUUAUUGCCGCUGUUGCUGCUGUUGUUGUUGUUGUUGUUGUUGUUGUUGUUAGGUGGUGGACAAACAGCUGCAGACUUUUAUCACUACAAUCAACCACAUUUCAUCAAUCAUGGUGUUUGCCCUACGUUCAGACGUUCAGAACAGCUGAGGACAUAACCGACUGUCGGAACGUCUUGCAAAUGUCCACCUAAAAGACAAUAAUAAUAAUAAUAAUAAUAAUAAUAAUAAUAAUGACGAUGAUGAUGGUAAUAAUCUCAAGACAAACUGUCUCCCUUGUUGAGAAAGACUACCAAAAUAUUUUUCAAGACAAAAAGAAAAAAACAAAACAAAACAUUCAUCCAAAUAAAAGGGAGUGAAAAAAAAACAACAAAAAAUAACAAACAAACAAACACAAACACAAUUAUUUAAGAA
Octopus bimaculoides (California two-spot octopus) is the source of this 1360-nucleotide messenger RNA. Its product is annotated as CTD nuclear envelope phosphatase 1A. The record is from RefSeq and is a predicted model, not a curated record. Gene Ontology annotation, molecular function: phosphatase activity. NCBI's taxonomy places the organism in Eukaryota, Metazoa, Mollusca, Cephalopoda, Octopoda, Octopodidae.